Merops nubicus (carmine bee-eater) is the source of this 1362-nucleotide messenger RNA. RefSeq names its product dishevelled segment polarity protein 1 (gene DVL1). Bases 67 to 1362 code for a protein of 431 amino acids. Gene Ontology annotation, cellular component: cytosol. The record is from RefSeq and is a predicted model, not a curated record. Lineage: Eukaryota; Metazoa; Chordata; Aves; Coraciiformes; Meropidae. The transcript has 10 exons. Gene Ontology annotation, biological process: canonical Wnt signaling pathway; intracellular signal transduction. Gene Ontology annotation, molecular function: frizzled binding.
AUCAAUGGCCACCCGAAGCUGGAGAGACACCGUGAGCACCCUCCUGGUUAUGACAGCUCCUCUACCAUGAUGAGCAGUGAGCUGGAGUCCAGCAGCUUCAUCGACUCUGAUGAUGACGACAACACAAGCAGGUUGAGUAGCUCCACUGAGCAGAGCACCUCAUCCCGCCUCAUACGGAAGCACAAGCGCAGGAGGAGGAAACAAAGGAUGCGGCAGAUUGACAGGUCGUCUUCAUUCAGCAGCAUCACUGAUUCUACCAUGUCCCUAAAUAUCAUCACUGUCACACUCAACAUGGAAAAGUAUAACUUCCUGGGCAUCAGCAUUGUAGGACAGAGCAAUGACCGGGGAGAUGGUGGCAUCUACAUUGGCUCCAUCAUGAAGGGAGGGGCUGUGGCAGCCGACGGCCGGAUCGAACCAGGAGACAUGCUUCUGCAGGUGAAUGAUGUCAAUUUUGAGAACAUGAGCAAUGAUGAUGCAGUACGGGUGUUACGGGAAAUAGUCUCCAAACCAGGACCUAUCAGCCUAACAGUAGCCAAAUGCUGGGACCCUACUCCCAGGAGUUACUUCACCAUCCCCAGGGCUGAACCAGUGAGGCCAAUUGACCCAGCAGCGUGGAUCUCUCAUACCACAGCCAUGACGGGAGCGUACCCCCGUUACGGUAUGAGCCCCUCCAUGAGCAUCACCACAUCUACCAGCUCCUCACUAACAAGCUCAAUUCCCGAUUCGGAAAAAUUAGAAGAAUCUCCCUUAACUGUGAAGAGUGACAUGGCUACUAUUGUCAAGGUGAUGCAGCUGCCAGACUCAGGCCUUGAAAUUCGGGACAGGAUGUGGUUAAAAAUUACCAUCUCCAAUGCAGUGAUAGGAGCAGAUGUGGUUGACUGGCUUUACACACACGUGGAAGGCUUCAAAGACCGACGGGAGGCUCGGAAGUACGCCAGCAGCAUGUUGAAACAUGGCUACCUCAGGCACACUGUGAACAAAAUCACCUUCUCAGAGCAGUGCUACUACGUCUUUGGAGACCUCUGCGGCAAUAUGGCUGCACUGAACCUUAACAAUGGUUCCAGCGGAGCCUCGGAUCAGGACACCCUUGCUCCACUUCCACACCCUGCUGCUCCCUGGCCAUUAGGCCAAGGAUACCCCUACCAGUAUCCUCUGCCCCCUCCGUGUUUUCCACCAGCAUACCAAGACCCAGGCUUCAGCUAUGGCAGUGGCAGUGCAGGGAGCCAGCAAAGUGAAGGUGAGAUGGUUACUCUGGUGUUUGUUUCUACAGCUGUCAUUACCCCUCACCAUUUGCUUGACUUCCUUCGUCCUGUCUGUGCUCCUGUCUUGUGGUUUCUUGUGCUACCUGCAUGGGUUUGGUGA